Messenger RNA from Penicillium coprophilum, 2721 nucleotides. Its product is annotated as ankyrin repeat domain-containing protein. The transcript has 5 exons. Gene Ontology annotation, molecular function: protein binding. The coding region runs from base 1 to 2721 and encodes 906 amino acids. The record is from RefSeq and is a predicted model, not a curated record. NCBI's taxonomy places the organism in Eukaryota, Fungi, Ascomycota, Eurotiomycetes, Eurotiales, Aspergillaceae.
AUGGAUCCCCUGAGCAUCACCGCCGGCGUGCUUGCCCUGCUACACGCUUCACGCAAAGUGAUUGAUCUCCUUUCAACGAUAAACUCCGCGUCAGCUGAAUUACGCUGUCUUACAGUGGAGAUCAGUACCACCCGCGCUCUUCUCUCAAGUAUCGCGGAUAUCGCUGCCAUAGAUGAAACAUGGAACCGGAGUUUACGAAAAUUGAUGAUCAACGAUGGCCCUAUGGAAAUGUUAAAAACACUUCUAUCUAAAUUGGAGCACCGCUUGGGCCAGGAAGUCAACAUAAAGGGUGAGCCAGGGCAUCUGAGACAGAAGCUAACUUGGCCAUGGCGAGCCCAUGACACGCGGGAAAUGGUAAAAAUCGCAAGGGAGGCUAGGGGGUUACUCGCCGAAGCUCUGGCCGUGGACCAUUUCACCAUUUCGAAGGAAAUCCGACAAGAAACCAAAAAGAUCUAUGAGCAUUCUCAGGAAACUUUGUUCCGGCAGAAUGUAAGCGAGCAACGGAUGGUGGUCAAGUGGCUAUCAACUGUCGAUCCGGCCGAAUCUCACCACUCUGCCCGCGCUAAACACGAGCAGGGGACCGGGGACUGGCUGCUUGACUCAGAGGAACUGCGCCUUUGGUUGACUAAUGCCAGGGAGGUGAUUUGGUUGUAUGGAAUUCCAGGAUCAGGGAAGACAGUGCAUUGUUCGACAAUCAUUGAACAUGUUCAAAGAAUCUGCAGAAACGAAGAGAAACCUGUUGCUUUCUGUAUCUAUUAUUAUUUUGAGUUUAAAGAUCAGAAACGGCAAACCUUUGAUGGCUUUAUCAGGUCAGCCAUUGCCCAAAUUUGCCAACAAAGCGCUGUAUUUCCGCGACAGGUAAGGAGACUGUACGAAGACAAAAUUAACAAGGGCCAAGAUCCGAGCGCAGCGACUCUUGUUGAAACAUUCCUCAUACUUUUGACAGAAAUUGGAAAGUCAUAUAUCAUCCUUGACGCUUUAGACGAAUGCCUGGCGCAAAAAGAGAUAUUCGACCUAAUUCAGAGGGUUAAAGACAACAUUGCAUGCUCAGCAAGUAUUAUGGUUACUAGCCGCAUGGAACGGCAGAUCGAGACUGGGCUCCAGGAUCUGGUAACUAGGGCAAUCCCCAUCCGUGGGCCACAAGUGGACCAUGAUAUCCAGACAUUUGUCCGCCAUGUUCUUGUAUCAGAUCCAGUGUUGAGCAAGCGCCCAAUUCAGAUGAAGAAUGAGAUUGAACACGCCGUUGUGAACGGUGCCAGUGGAAUGUUCCGACUAGCAGCAUGUCAACUCGAUGCCUUACGUUCCUGCUUGUCCCCAUCAGCCGUGCGGAAAACCCUACGGUGCCUCCCUCAGACAUUGGACGAGAUAUACGAGCGUAUUCUUUGCGGAAUUGACGAAGAGUCCCGCUCUAUCGCUUCGACAGCGUUGCAGUUUCUAACAAUCUCGGCGCGCCCAGUCAAUUUGGAUGAGCUAUCUGAAAUGGUGGCUAUCAGACCUGGAGUCAGUGUUCUCGUCGAGAUCGAUAGACUCUUUGAUCCUGCAGAUAUCCUGGCUGUAUGUUCCAGUCUUGUUACCAUCUCGAGGGUAUUUGGGGUUCAAUUGUCACACUACUCUGUCCGGGAAUGUUUGACUUCGGACCGGAUAUCGACAGGGCCAGCUAGUUACUUUGCCAUAAAAGAGCCUGAAGCACACUUAGCGAUCGCACAGCGUUGCUUGACCUACCUGCUGUCUUUUGAUCAGCCUGUUAUGCCAGACCAAUUUCACACCUCAUCAUUGGAUGGGUCCUUCGAAACAAGCUACCCCCUGCUAGAGUACGCCACGUUCGAAUGGCAUACUCAUGUACGGCUUCUCCCUUCAGAAUACCAGAACCAGACUGGGCCGAUGAUUCUUCGUCUUUUGGAUCAAGACAACCUCGCCUUUCACCAUUGGCUUUCUAUCUAUCGGUUAGGUGAAGAUGAACACAGUCCUGGAAGUCCAUUAUAUUAUGCUGCAGAGUUGGGAUUAUCUUCCAUGGUUCGCACGAUUCUCGACGCAGGCGCUGAUGUCAAUGUUGUCGGCGGUAUGUUUGGAUCACCACUUGCAGGUGCGGCUUUAGAGGGGCAUAUGGAUGUUGUUUGCAUUUUGUUAGAGCACGGCGCAGAUGUCAACAUUCAAGGUGGCCUGUAUCAUACGCCUCUACAAGCUGCUUGUGUGGAACGAAGACUUGAUUUGUUCAAUCUUCUACUUGCUCACGGCGCAGACAUUAAUAUCGCUGGGGGAUACUACGGUUGUGCUCUCCAAGCGGCUGCCGCGCGAGGGUGGCCUAACGCCGCCCUCCAUCUCACCAGUUUAGGUGCAGACAUCAACAUAAUGGCAGGGCAGUUUGGCACAGCGUUACAGGCUGCAUCGCGAUAUUGCCACGAAGAACUUGUCAUGGAGCUUUUGGCGAAAGGUGCGGACCCAAAUGCUGCCGGUGGCUACUACAACACUGCCCUCCAAGCAGCUGCUCGAGGUGGACAUACUGAAAUUAUUCAUAUGUUGCUGGAACAUGGAGCGGAUGUGCACAUGGAGGGUGGAUUCUGUGGCAGCGCUCUACGUGCUGCUCAGUCUCGACAAAAUCACGCCGCUGUUGAUAUUCUUGAAGCUGAGCUCCGAUUGAGUGAUGCAGACAGGCGUUUAUCGCUAAGAUUGAAGGGGCUGCCCGAGGAAACUGGAAGGGAUCGCGAGGAGAGUCCUCUGUAG